Messenger RNA from Paraglomus brasilianum, 801 nucleotides. NCBI's taxonomy places the organism in Eukaryota, Fungi, Glomeromycota, Glomeromycetes, Paraglomerales, Paraglomeraceae. The record is from the annotation of a GenBank genome assembly.
AUGUUUUACAGUAAGAGCAACUCAUCAAAGUCUGAGAAAACUUGGGAUCAAAUUCCGUCAAGAGAUUCCGUUUAUUAUGUUCUCAACAGGCUUGUCGGAUGCGAUAUGCUCUUGAAAAAGGCUUUAUCAGUCUAUUCUAUUGCAUACAGAGAUUUUUGUGUUGUCAUCAACCGUGCCGAGUUCAUGGCCUUUGCGUUGGCUAUACUAGCUGUCCUUGCGAGGUUAUAUAUAUUAACUCAAGGCUGGUUAAAAGAGGUUCAAGCAUGUUACGCAUUAUUGAGAUCGUGGGCCCACUGCUUCCCGGCUGCUGUCCAUCAAGACGAGUAUCUACUGUAUGAAGGUCUUCCUGAUCUGUUAGAGGAUUUGCCGAUUCAAAUAAACAUUGAGAACAGAAAUGUUAAUGAACUAAUAGCACCAUAUGAAUACGACAGAGAGACAGAAAGUGAUAUUCGUAUAAUGAGUGAGAAUCUAUCGUCAAUAGUUAUCUCUGAAACCGCAAAGGAUAUUGACUCGCCCGAUAAUGCAGUUUCGGAAAAAGUAAAUACUCCUGAAGAGACAGUGUCUACCAACGUAUCAUCUACGAUACCAGUUGAGAAUACCCAACAACGCGAACAAUGGCAAACGGUACAGAGAAAGCGUAAAAAGAACAAGGCCAAAGACGAGAUCGAUUUAAUAUUCGGUGCUUCGUCGAGUAGUGUAAAGGCCCGCACGUCCUCAGCUGCUAGUUCUAAUUCUCCUUCCUCCAGUAAACAAGUAUUUCCUCGCUCGAAAAAGAAGAAACUGUCUGGGCUGGGUCAAUGA